AUGUCGCCGUUUCCGGAUGAGAUUAUAGCAAACAUUCUUUCUCGAUUGCCUGUUAAGUGUCUGCUCCGUUCAAGGUGUGUAUCUAAACCCUGGCUUGCCUUAAUCAGUACUUCCUAUUUCGUUAAAUUGCAUCUGAACCGAUCAGUCCAAACCAAGAGCAACCUCGACCUCCUCCUGUGGGACGGCGAUACCUAUAGGGUGGACUUUGAUUCCUUAGACAACGACGUUAUUCAACCUAUAGAUGUUGAUAACCAUCCGUUGAGGUGUUAUAAGAAUUACGAGACCCUUUGGGGCUCCUGUGAUGGCUUGCUCUGCAUGUCGAAUCCCAAUGGAGAUGUCAUUUUAUGGAAUCCUUCAACCAGGAAGUCUAUAAAAUUGCCUUACACACCAACUGAAAUUGCCAGUGAGAAGAAAGUCUUUGGAAAUACUCGACGAGAGCGAGUUUAUCAACUUGGUUACGAUAACAUAAAUGGCGAUUACAAGGUGGUGAGACUUGUGGUACUUUAUGGGAGCGAUUUUCAAGAUUUUGAGGUUAAGGUUUAUAGUUUAAAAUCAAAUUCCUGGCAUAAGUCAGAGAAUUGUCUUCACUGUCCGGACUUUAACAGAACUGGAAAUUCAAUAGCCGGGGGAGCUGUGCACUGGAUCUCAGAUGUGAUGUUGGAUUCAAAAAAAGAAAGCUCAAUUGUUGCCUUUGAUAUUAGGACUGAGAAAUAUAGAGUAAUUCCACCACCAGAGUUUUGUGGUAUUGAUUCUGGUUUAUAUUUGGAUAAUUUAGAAGGAUGUCUUUCGUUAAGUUAUCAAUACCAAUCAACGAGUGUAGAUGUAUUUUUGUUGAAGGAAUAUGGCGGGAAAAGUGAAUAUUGGUCAAAAUUUGUUACAAUAUCACCAACAAUUCAAUUUCCUUCCGUUUACGCUGUGAAACCUAUUGCCUAUUCAAAAAGUGGUAAGAAAGUACUCUUAGACCUUAAUUUUAAGAUACUUGUUUGGUAUAAUUUAGAGCAGGAUUCAUUUGAGGAAAUUUGGGUUGAUGGUAUGAAUAAAUUCCUUGAUGUUCUCACUUGCGUGGAAAGUCUCGUCUCCGUCGAUGUUGCAGCAGCUGUAACCAAUUCCAAUGCUAAGAAGAAUCUUCAUAAAAAAGAGGAAAAUAACAUGAACAAUUUUUUAUCAAAGGGGUUCAAGUUGAAAAGACGGGGAGGUGGUGGAGUGAUGCAGAGAAUUGAUGAAGAGUUUCAGAUCAUAAUGGUAGAAGCUAAAGUUUUGCAGGAACAAUUACUUAUAAAAGAGGUUCAAGUUGGUGCUAUAAUUCCCAUAAGACAGCAUGAAGCAAGAUAUGAAGAGGGGUUGAGUCUGAAUUCAAGAUUUGUGUUUUUUCUGUCACAGAAAAGGGGUGGAGGUGGUGGACUGCUGCAGAAAGUUGAUGAAGAGACAGAUCAAAUGUUAGAGGCUUUUGGAUUCAUGGUGUAUUGCUAUUGCAUAAUGAAAAUAAUGGAAUUUUGA
This is a messenger RNA of Impatiens glandulifera, 1497 nucleotides long. Its product is annotated as F-box protein CPR1-like. Gene Ontology annotation, molecular function: protein binding. NCBI's taxonomy places the organism in Eukaryota, Viridiplantae, Streptophyta, Magnoliopsida, Ericales, Balsaminaceae. The transcript has 5 exons. The record is from RefSeq and is a predicted model, not a curated record. Bases 1 to 1497 code for a protein of 498 amino acids.